ACGAGGUUAGAAUCCAAGAGCUGCAGACUCAUUACACCGCAUUGCCAAGGUUGGCUCUCUGCUGUACUGGGCAGGGAAUCCAUUAGCUUCUCACCAUCUCUUCUGUACACCGCAUGGAGCCUUCUUGGGGAUUAGAUUAGUGACCCUCCGCUUCCCACUGGAACCCUGCUCCACCCACGCCAUGCAUUUCCUGCUGCCCUCGACAGCUGCGAGCUCCUUCUGUAUCUCUGACUCCUGUCCCAUCUGCUUUGGGGAGAGUAUGUGCUUCUGGAAACGGAAGCUGGUGGGAAACGUUAUUUUCUGUUUUUUGCUUCGAAAUCAAACUGUUCUACAUGAAUUGCUUGUUUUUGGUCAUUGUAAGACGCUGCAUCAUAUGUGGGCUAAAGUCUGAAAUUAAUACGAGCAUCCUGUUAAAAUGUCUGCCCAGUUGUCAGUUAAGCAUCACAACUGUUGCGUGGUUUCAAGGAGGAGAUCGAUACAUCUGCCUUUGCUAUCUCAUUGAUGAGGCCAUGCUUCAGAAUGUGGAUUCAACAGUAUUAUUAGGGUGUGUGUUUUUUGGAUGGAUUCCACUGUUCUUUGCAUUUAGAAAAAAAGUGUAUAAAUUUGUGCCUUGUAAUUCUACCUUUUAAGUUAAGGAAGAAAAUCCCAAAGGUACCAACAGCUUUAAUGUACCAUCAAUGGUACAGAAAUGUUCCCCAGAGUCCAUUUCUGUACCUUAAAAGGUACACUUACCUAUAGCUAAGGGUACAACUGGCAGACCCCUGAGGGUACAAACCCAGUGACAAGCAGAAUUUUUACCCUUCUUGAGAGUGUAUGUAGACAAGUCUUCUAAAUUUAUUUUGAUAUUGAAUUUAUAUAAUUUUAUAUUAUGAAGUCGACUCUCAUAAUGCUUCAGAUCAUUUAGUUUAACCUACCAAAGCUUUUUCCUUCCUUUCAGUCCAUUGAGUUGGACGCCUGCCUCAGACUGAUACGUGAAGCUAUGGAGGUAACACAGAGGGGAAUUCCUCCUCAGUCUCACAGCGGACAUGCUGCACUCAGAGCUCUGUUGAAUUCCUCCUCAGUCUCACAGCGGACAUGCUGCACUCAGAGCUCUGUUGAAUUCCUCCUCAGUCUCAAAGCGGACAUGCUGCACUCAGAGCUCUGUUGAAUUCCUCCUCAGUCUCACAGCGGACAUGUUGCACUCAGAGCUCUGUUCAAUUCCUCCAGAAGCAUCUGGUGCUUCAGACUUUCUGCGCUGGUGGCCAAAGUCUAGCCAGCGAACUUUUUAUAAAACACUAGAGAACCUUUCCGUUCCUUAACUGGAAUUGGUUGAAUUCAGAUUAAUGCAAAAGAACAGCGGCUGAGUAAAACCAUGACAUGCAAGUGGUAUGAAAAAAGUGAGAAAAGAGAAAAUGUGAAAAAUGGGGGAAUGCCGUAGCGCUGAGAGGGGAGGGGUGACGGCUCCAGAUAUGAGACGUUUUGCUGAAACCUUCUCAUUGUCGGUGCGAUUGAGAUAUUAAGGGAUCAUAUGUAGGAUUACAGUGUCACAGCAAGGAUGCAGAAUUACGAGUUACACCAGGCUUAUGGUGCAUUAAUGGAUUGGAUACUGUGUCGAUGUGAUGAAGUUUAUUAAUUAUUUGAUGUUAAUAAGCUGGUCCCUAAGUAAAUGGCCUCCCGUCCAGGGUGUCUCCCUGCUGUGUGCUGCCUAGAAUCUGCCCUAGGCUUUGGCAUAUCUAUGUACUAGUGGAUGAUAGAUUAAUGCGUGCAAUACUUAGGUGGGACAGGGCCGCAUGGUGGUGUAGUGGUUGGCGCUAAUGCUUCACACCUCUGGGACCAGGGUUCGAGUCUCCACCCUGAUUCCAUGUGUGUGGAGUUUGGAUGGAUGGACUUAGGUGGGAUCCAUGAAUAUAUGGUUUCUGGAAUAGACAAGUUUAAGGAACCCCCAGAGAAUCUCGCAGAAUCAGGACAUCGCUAAUCACGCUUGCUUUAAGGUACUGCAUACAAGGUCCUACUGGGAUUCAGAGCCAGAAACCUGAUUUCCUAAAUAAAAACUGGUUUCUUCAGUGAAAACGCUGCAAGGCUCCAGUACUGGUCAACUUUCACAUCUCUACUUGUGCUGCUUUCUUCAAAGUGGUGCUCUCCUAAUUGUUAACAGGUCAUGGCAGUGUUUUCAGCUUGAAGAUGGUGGUGGGGUGACAUGAUUAUCCAAUAAGAAUGCUCCUUACCUAAACUCUUAUUGGACAACAGUGAUUGUCCAAUAAGAAUGCUCCUUACCUAAACUCUUAUUGGACAACGGUGAUUGUCCAAUAAGAAUGCGCCUUACCUAAGCACUCAUUGGACGAUCAUGAUUUCUAGCUUAAGUUAACCAAGCUAACUGAGAACUCCUGCUUCGUAGACCCCCCCGGUCUCUGCAUACUUUAUCUAUUUAUGUAGUUUGUUGAUUAUGUCCUUUUUGGGGGUGCUGUGGAGUUUGCGUGUUUUUGCUCACAUGCAAGGGUUUCCUUCAGCUAUUUUGGAUUGCAGCCACAGUCCAAAGACGUGCUGCUAUGUGAAUUAGUGUCUGUGAGCUGCUCCUGGUAUAAGCACAUGCUCUGUUAUAGACUGGCAUCCUGGGGGGGGGUGUUCCUACAUCCUAGCAGAUGCUACAGGGCCCACUGUGGUUUCUGCCCUCACCACAGACCAGCAGUUCUCAAUCUUGUCCCUGGUGCCCCCCCCCCCAGCCAGAAUGCUUUCCAACUCAUACUGCUUUCAACCUGCCACAUUCAUCAUUAGCUGAUGAAGGACCAUCUGAGUCGCAUUAAAGUAUCGCUGGAAUCAAAACAUUCUGGUGGGAGGCAGUGAGCAGGAACAGGAUUGAGAUCCACUGCCAUAGAGCAAGUGUAUUUUAGCAUCCUGACCAACUGCAAACCUUUACAAGGAAAUAUGAAACUGCACCUUAGCGCCGUAUGAGGUCGCCUUUUUACACAUUUUACCAAUUUUAAAUAUGGAAAUGUCCAAAGAUUUUUUUUAUGUAGAUAAAGGCAAAAGGGGAGGCAGCCACUCACUAAAAAGUUCAUGCUUAUCCUUCCUCCCUCCUCCCACACAGAGACAGAUAAGAGGACCAUGUUUCAACCACGCUGUAGACGAAUAGUGCGAUGUGGAGAACAGACUGGACGUCUGAGGUCUGGUCCCCUGUGGAGGUUACAGGAUGCAGCUGCACCCUGUCAAGUGAAUUUUAAUGAAACCUGAAAGGUUUUGCUCUUUCUGUCCUCAGGCAGAGGAGUCACUUCAUCUCUUAUGUCUCUGGAGGGAAUGGGAGGGGCAGGUUUAAAGACAAAAGUGAGAGGGGCUGCGGAAUACACUGUAAUUGCAGACCCUGCUGUAAACUGUCAGGUAUUUAUGAUGGAAACUCACGGAUGUUCCUUGGUGGAGCCUGUCUAUUUGGAUUUCAGACUCAUUUUGUGUUUGUUUGGUGGAUUGAUUUCCAGUGCAUUUAAUCAGUCAUCCAAUCAGUUAAUAAUCUGUUACACUGUUUGACCGUUGCUGCAAAUUAUUCUCCAAGAGCUGCUGAUAGCCUCAAAACUCACCUACCCUCGCCGCUUUCUCACACUGAUGCAUGCGAUUUGCGGCGCACAUGCGCAGGCUCUCACGGCUGCACCCGGCAAGCAGACCGCACGCUUUUCUGCGCAGAAUCUCUGUAGCGCGUGUACAGCGGCAGGGCUCGAGACGAACUUUAUGCAUUGGUUGCACUGACUAUCUUUUUCAUAUAACGCAAACAUCCAUCCAUCCAUCCAUCCAUUUUCCGAACCGCUUAUCCUACUGGGUCGCGGGGGGUCCGGAGCCUAUCCUGGAAGCAAUGGGCACGAGGCAGGGAACAACCCAGGAUGGGGGGCCAGCUCAUCUAAGCACAGAAGAGUCGCCCUCGUAGGGUCUGGAUCCAAACUUUAAAAUUAUUCAACCUUUCCAGAUGUUUCUCAUGCUCUGUUCUCCAUCUUCCCUACAGAUCCUACCUGGGCGUCUUUCAUCUUGGGCGUGUUCGUGUGCCAGAACUGUUCUGGCAUCCACAGGAGCAUUCCACACGUCAGCAAGAUCAAGUCUGUGGUCAUGGACCCCUGGCACGCCUCGGAGGUGAAGCUGAUGUCUGCUCUGGGAAACAAUGCGGCCAAAGUCAAGUACGAGCAGAGAGUUCCACCGUUCUACUACAAGCCCACGUUCCUGGACUGCCAUGUCCUGCUUGAGCAGUGGGUCCGGGCCAGAUAUGAAAGGAAUGAGUUUGUUUGCGUCGACAAGCAGGAGCCGUACUCCACAGGAUACAGAGAAGGGUUUCUUUGGAAACGGGGGCGCGACAAUGGUCAGUUCCUCAAUCGAAAGUUUAUCCUCUCCGAGCGGGAAGGAGUCCUCAAGUACUUCAACAAGCAUGAUGCAAGAGAGCCGAAGGCGAUCAUGAAGAUCCAGACCCUCAAUGCCACCUUCCAGCCGAGCAAAAUCGGAAACCCUCACGGCCUCCAGAUCACCUACCUGAAGGACAACAGCACCAGGAACAUCUUUGUCUACCACGAGGAUGGAAAGGAAAUCGUGGACUGGUUUAAUGCCAUCAGAGCUGCACGCUUCCACUACUUACAGGUGGCCUUUCCAGGGGCCAGUGAGUCUGACCUAGUGCCAAAACUGACACGGAACUACGUGAAAGAAGGUUACAUGGAAAAAACAGGCCCAAAGCACACGGAGGGCUUCAAAAAGAGGUGGUUCACCAUGGAUGACCGGCGUUUGAUGUAUUUCAAAGAUCCCCUGGACGCCUAUGCCAGAGGGGAGGUAUUCAUCGGGAGCAAGGAGAACAGCUACAGCCUGCUGCCGAGCUUGCCCCCCUCCACGCAGGGCAACCGCUGGCCGUAUGGCAUCACCAUUGUCACCCCGGAGAGGAACUUCCUGUUCACAUGCGAGACGGAAGCGGAGCAGAGUGACUGGAUCGGUGCCUUCCAGGUGGUCAUCAACCGGCCCAUGCUGCCGCAGGAGUUCGCAGGUAGGCACAGGCCCGUGCUGCCACAGGAAUACGCAGGUAGGCACAGACCCGUGCUGUCGCAGGAGUUCGCAGGUAGGCACAGACCCGUGCUGUCGCAGGAGUUCGCAGGUAGGCACAGGCCCGUGCUGUCGCAGGAGUACGCAGGUAGGCACAGGCCCGUGCUGUCGCAGGAGUUUGCAGGUAGGCACAGGCCCGUGCUGUCGCAGGAGUUUGCAGGUAGGCACAGGCCCGUGCUGUCGCAGGAGUUUGCAGGUAGGCACAGGCCCGUGCUGUCGCAGGAGUUUGCAGGUAGGCACAGGCCCGUGCACACACAGGCUUCCGAAAUGAAGCAGCACUACACGCUUUAUACAGAUCUGAGCCCAGGGGUGGGCAGUUUUAUCCAGUUAGGGCCGCUGUGUAUGCGGGUUUUCGCUGCAACUCCCUAUUUAGAUUACUCAUUCUGAUUGGCUGACGAGUCCUCAUCUCUGACCUACAGGUUACCCCUAAGACCUGCAUACACACCAGUCCUUUGCUGAUAACAUUGCCCACCCGUCCUAUAGCUUCACUCAGUAAUACAGCCGUUGCCAAUCACUCGUGUACUUUAGUGCUGCCUGGUAGCUUCAGCCUGUUUUUUACCGCAGUGUUUUCCCAAGCCGGUCCUCAGGAAUCCGCAGAUAGCCCACAUUUUUGUUCCCACCCAGCUCCCAACCUAUCAGGAACACUAAAUACCUGGUAUGGGCGUGUUGGAAGCUGGGAGAGAGUAAAAAUGUGGACUGAUGCAGGUGACUGAGGACUGGGAUGAGAGGCGUUUUAGUGUCGGGCUUCUUCAGAUGGCUGAGUAGGUUUUGGAGCUGUGCUGUUGUUCUCUGCAGUUGAGGCCCAUUUCAAGCACAAACCCUAAGCGGAGUCACUGCCUCGAAGCCAGAAGGAGGUUGGAGUUGUGCCCGAGACGCUGGACUGGACGUGGCCAGGACAGGCAGGGGUGAACAUGAUUAGCCCCAGCACUCUCGCACACCCGUGGGAUGGACUUUUACUCCUUCUGGAAGCUUCCGGCAGGCUGCCAUCCCGGCCUGCCCCGGAUCUGUGUCAACACUUUCUCUAACAUACUGUACCUAUCCUUUAACGUUAGUGCGUCUCAUGCCCUGUAAAUGAAUGUUAAUUUAUUUGUACUGUAACAAAAGUAUGUACUGACUGGAAACAGACACAUGGGACCGGACCUGUUCCCCAUACAAGCGUCCUGGUGCUGGUGUUAAUUCUCAUUACAUGAAAGCUAGGCUUCACCUCUCUGGGACAGCAGAAAUAUGUUUUUGUAUUUAUUUAUCACUGUUUAUUUAUGCUGCUAUCCCAAGUAUUGGACCAUCCCAGUUUCCCUUCUAAAUCCUUUUCUAUAUGUUUGCAGCUACUGGCUUCUUUGUCAUUGAUGAGUGAAAAAAAACAGACAUGGGUUAUAAAGUCAACAAUAGAACGUGUUUCACUGCAUUUACCAUCAGAGCGCCCAAAUCGUCAGGGUGAUUUCGUUUGGUCCCUGAGUAUGCAUACAGAGCAGUAUCCAGAUGUACACGCCAUCAGUAAUACAACUGAAUUAAAAUGUUAUAUUCAAACGAAA
This is a messenger RNA of Brienomyrus brachyistius, 6560 nucleotides long. Its product is annotated as arf-GAP with dual PH domain-containing protein 1-like. Gene Ontology annotation, cellular component: plasma membrane; intracellular membrane-bounded organelle. Bases 4063 to 5418 code for a protein of 451 amino acids. Gene Ontology annotation, molecular function: phosphatidylinositol bisphosphate binding; GTPase activator activity. The record is from RefSeq and is a predicted model, not a curated record. NCBI's taxonomy places the organism in Eukaryota, Metazoa, Chordata, Actinopteri, Osteoglossiformes, Mormyridae. The transcript is spliced from 10 exons. Gene Ontology annotation, biological process: positive regulation of GTPase activity.